Phalaenopsis equestris is the source of this 1256-nucleotide messenger RNA. Its product is annotated as rhodanese-like domain-containing protein 11, chloroplastic. The transcript is spliced from 10 exons. The coding region runs from base 175 to 1065 and encodes 296 amino acids. The record is from RefSeq and is a predicted model, not a curated record. NCBI's taxonomy places the organism in Eukaryota, Viridiplantae, Streptophyta, Magnoliopsida, Asparagales, Orchidaceae.
AAGCUUCACAAUCCUGUCUUAAUAUUUUCUCGGCGCAAGGGGACCUUUCAGAUCAGAACCAUUCGGCGUCGAACUCGGCUAAAUCAAAAUUCAGAGCCACCGAAACCAUACCGGAUAAAUUUUUCCGACUAAGAACUGCAGCAUCCGUUCUAGAGCUAGCCUGCUUUCUAGGGCAUGGAACUUGUCGGGCACCAUCACACCGGCUGCUUGACCAAUUUGUCUUCCAAUCCUCUUCGAAGGAGCUUGGAUUGCAGAAGAAGAGCAGCCCUAGCCUUACGACCGAAUCCCUUCACGUCCCAUUCAAGAAGGUGCUUUAGAUCUUAUUCUCAAAAUGCAGGGCCGAUUGUAGUAAUGGGAGCGGUGGUAGGCGAGGAGGAGGAAACAAAGCAGGCGAAAGAGAUGGCGGCCGCACGGAAAAGAUGGGAAUCUCUGGUUAGGGAACAAAAGGUCAAAGUUCUUACACCAAAAGAAGCUGGUUAUGCAAUACAACUUUCCUACAAAACUUUGCUUGAUGUUCGUCCCUCGACUGAGUACAAUAAGGCAAGGGUAAAAGGUUCCACAUGGAUACCAAUUUUUGAUGUAGAUACUACUAUUGACAUUGGCAGUUUGUCUAGAAAGAUUACAAACUUUGUAAUGGGAGGUUGGUGGAGUGGAAACCUUACUUUGACCUAUGAUAAGAGUUUCAUAUCAAAGGUUGAGGAAAAAAUCCCAAAAGAUUCUGAUCUUAUUGUUGUGUGCCAGAAAGGAUUGAGAUCUCUUGCUGCCUGUGAGCAACUCUACAAUGCAGGUUACCGGAAUUUGUUCUGGGUACAGGGUGGUUUAGAUGCUGCCGAGGAAGAGGAUUUUCAACGAGAAGGUCCUCAGCGCUUCAAGCUUGCUGGUAUCGGUGGUGUUUCUGAAUUUCUUGGUUGGACCGACCAACAACGUUCUGUAGCUGCGAAGGAGGGGUGGGGCUACCGCCUUGUCUUCACUGGUCGCCUGCUUGGGUUAAUUCUGCUUGCAGAUGCUCUAUUUCUGGGUGCACAACGAUUAGGCCCUGUGCUUGAAGAACUAAGAUCUCAUUAAGACAUUCAUGAUGCCUUGCUUUGAAAUGGGGAUUUGUUAUAUUUUUUUGAAUAUCCUAUACUGUCAUUCUUCAUCUGAUUUUGUUGAAGCUCUCCUUUUGUUUGGUUUAUUUAUAUCCUUAUCCUGUUGUUUAUGAUCUGUACCUCUUUAUUCUGCUCUGUUGUAAGUAUCCGUUUUGCUUUGUGCUUCAA